UUUGUACAAAAUGGCGGCUUGCCAUCAUAACGUGUGAUAAAGCUUGUGACCACUAACGCUGUUUAUGCGAUUAUAAAGCAAAGCAAACCCAUCUAAACAUACCAGUCACCGAAACAAAUGCAUAAUCUUGGAAUCUGGAUGUAUAAUUAUCCUCUUCACAAUUCAGAGCUGCGUGUCCUUAACCUGUGUACAAGAUGCAGACUUCGCCCGGAGGGAGUAAAGUGUCGUCCAACACAAACUGGUUCACAUCAGAGAUACAACAGAUGAUGCAUGGGUUUGGUGAUUGUCGACGGCCACUUCAUGAAACUGCGGUUCUUGUUGAAGAAAUCGUGCAUGCUCAGAUAGCAUCCCUUAUGAUGCAGGCAUCGGAUGUUGCAGCAUCGCGUAGUAGUCGCUUCAUCGCCAUGGAGGACUUCCUCUUCCUCUUACGCAAGGACAAGAUAAAACUCCGUCGUCUCCUGAAGUACAUGGAGGUGAAGGACCUGAAGGCCUCAACGCUGCGCAGCGGAGGGUUCGAGGAUGAAGAGACGUGUGACUCAGCUGAUAAAAGUCAGCCUGUGAAGAAACGGAGGAAGAUCUGCUAUGAUUUUCUUGCCUCCAUUGACAGCACAGGAGAGUUGCUGGCCCUGUUUGACGAGGAGGGAGCGGAUGAGAUUAAACACGAGAGACUUAUGCGUGCAGAGGUACAGACUCGUAGUAUGACACCGCAGCAGUACACAGAGUACUGUCAGGCCCGACAAGGGAGCUUCAGUCGGAAGUACAAGAGCCAGAGAUUCAAGGACUGGGUCAUGGCAGGAGUCACCAUUGAUGUCAAGCCAAACCUACAGGCCUGGGAGGUGAUCAGCUACCUGGCAUAUGAGACAGUCGCUCAGAUUGUUGACCUGGCUCUGAUUGUGAAGCAGGACAUGAGGGCAACAACCUCAGACCCGAUGUCGAAGAACCAGCCAAACAUCUGCCUCAAUUACCAUGAUGCUGUGCCCUUGUCGUCCAUCCUGGGCAGCAACAAGAUGUCCCUCAUGGCGUCACCUACCAGGUCAAGUCCUCCCUCCACCCCCACGACCCCAUCAGUUCCAGGGUCAACUUCAGCCCCUACCUUGACCUUACCCCAGGGGUCAGGAGGUAGUAGCUCAAGCUCGUCCAAAUCAAAGUCAAAGAAACGGAAGAAGAGUGGUCCUGCUAACUUGAUGGAGAUGUCACACAACCAGGCCAUCUUGCCCUCCGAUGUCCGGGAGGCCAUGCGCCGAUACAGUCAGACUACUGGAUUCCUGGCAUCACAGACAAAAGUGAACCCAAGCUGGCCUCCAAAGAUGCGUCUCCUAUGUACUUGACAUUUUCUACCUGGGAUGAGUGUUCUGUACAAGAUCUGCCGCAUGGACCGUCUGUUACCAAGGACUUCUGCUGCAACAUUUGUCACUGAUGUUGUCUUUUUAUAAAAUUAGUAUUGCUAGGAUUGGGACCAACAAGAUGAACUUGACUUCUGUAAGGACACCCUUUCCUUGUGAAUCAUGAUUGCAGGAAGAGACGAGAACAGUUGCCUCUUGUACUUCACCUUCAGUGUCUUGAACAAGUAGCUGUACAGACUAACAGUCCUCGUUUCUGAUUACAUCGAUGGUUCUCACAAUGCUUAGCCACCUACUUAUUCACUUCCUGAAAGUGCAAUACUUGAGCAGACGUGAGAUUUAUAUGACCAUCCUUCUAAAUGAAUAUGUUUACUGCUGCCUGUUUGGCCACUCUGGUGUUGUGUGGUCAGCACCAACACACUAACCGGUGUACAGCUAGUGUCAGAUAUGUCCAGUGAAGGAAGCUGGUCAUCUGCUUCCUCGCUCAGCGUCAAGAUGUCAGCUUCAGCUAUUUCACCUCCAUGUUUUUUCUAUAAUAUUUACUUCCAUGAAGGAACCUCCAUUAACAUCAUUAAUGAUGAAACAUAAACACUUAGACAAA
Haliotis rubra (blacklip abalone) is the source of this 1941-nucleotide messenger RNA. Its product is annotated as transcription initiation protein SPT3 homolog. The transcript has 13 exons. NCBI's taxonomy places the organism in Eukaryota, Metazoa, Mollusca, Gastropoda, Lepetellida, Haliotidae. Bases 195 to 1328 code for a protein of 377 amino acids. The record is from RefSeq and is a predicted model, not a curated record. Gene Ontology annotation, molecular function: transcription coactivator activity; protein heterodimerization activity. Gene Ontology annotation, biological process: transcription by RNA polymerase II.